CUUACAUAUCCCUUCUGUUUUGAUUCUUAUGCUUCCGCCCCCCAACUGGACGUGAGUCUGGCGUCAGCAUCGUCGCCCAUUCCGCUGAAGCUGGUAUAGCCACUCACCUCUCAACUCUUCCCGUAUCGACUCCCACGGCCACGAGGUGAUGGUGCGGGUCAAGGACGGCCAAAAGCCCAGGGCUCGCUGGAGCCCGGACGAAAGCUACGACCGCCACAAGCGGCCUCGAUGGCGACCAUUGCUGCUCCUGGCUGCGGUCGUCGUCGCCGUCGGUGUUGCCUUCAAAGAUGACCUUCACAGACCACACUUAUACCUGCUGCCUCUCAUCCCGUCUUCGCUUCUCUCAUUGGAUCAGCGUGUUGCCAGGAUCAUGGCCGUGACUCCGCUGAUGGACGGACAUGAUGAUUUGGCGUGGAGCGUCCGCUGGCACUUCCGCAACCAUAUCUACGACCAAGACUUCCGGUCCAAGUUCGAGGGCGGCGGCAUGCCGGACCAUUUCGACCUGGCCCGGCUGAAGCAGGGCCGGCAAGGCGGGCUCUUCUGGAGCUGCUUCAUCGACUGUCCCGCCGACGGGUUCGACUUUUCCAAUGCAAACUACGCUUCCACUGUCGUUCUGGCGCUUUCGCAGAUGGACCUCAUACAUCGCCUGCAGGCCGCCUACGCCGACGUCUUCUCUCCAGCCACGCUCGACAGUACCGCGGCCCUGACGGCCUUCAGGCGCCAUGGGAAGUUGCUCUCCCCGAUCGGGCUUGAAGGGCUCCAUAUGAUCGGGAGGAAUGCAUCGAUGCUCCGCCUCUACCACCAGCUAGGAGCGAGAUAUGUCACGUUGACCCAUAAUUGCCACAACGCCUUUGCAGACGCCGCGCAGCUUGCGGCUCAUGACGACCCCCAUGGCCUGGACGCUGCUAUCCCUGCAGCACCACACUGGGGCGGCCUGAGUCCUCUGGGCACUCAGCUCAUCCGUGAGAUGAACCGUCUGGGCAUGAUCGUCGAUCUGGCCCACGUCCACCCGGCGACCAUGCACGACGUGCUCGCGGGCAACCAGACCAAGUCGUUCCCCGGCAGCCGGGCGCCCGUCAUCUUCUCGCACUCGUCGGCGCACGCGCUGUGUCCUCACCCGCGCAACGUGCCGGACCACAUCCUCCCGCUGGUCCAGCAGACCGACUCGGUCGUCAUGGUGACGUUUGUGCCGGGCUUCAUCUCCUGCGUCAACUCGACCACCCCGGGCACCAUCCCGACGUUCUACCCGGCCAACUCCACGCUGGAUUGGGUCGCGGAUCACAUCAUGUACAUCGGCGGCAAGAUCGGCUUCGAGCACGUGGGGAUCGGGAGCGACUUUGACGGGACGCCCACCACCCCCCGCGGCUUGGAGGACGUGAGCAAGUUUCCCGACCUGUUGAAGGAGCUCUUGAAGCGCGGUCUGAGCGACAGGCAAGUCGAGGGGAUUACGGGAGGCAAUCUCCUGCGCGUGUGGAAGAGGGUGGAGGAGGUGGGCAGGGAGAUGCAGCGGGAGGGUGUCACGCCCAUGGAAGACGACAUCUAAUCCUCAAAUUAGAGGGUGGAUGAGACAACAGAGGUUCAGGCUGGGACUCGGAUUCAAGCCUGCCUGUGGGCUCACCCUGCAAGAGCAACUCGUGCGUGAACGAUUCCGUCUCAGUAAUCGAGAGCACUUCUGGACAGACUUGGAACUUGGAUUUGCACAGACUAGACAUGAGAGGUCCUUGACAAAUGAAGGACAAUACGGAUAAUAACCCCAACUGAAUCAAACCUUCAC
This is a messenger RNA of Cladophialophora immunda, 1774 nucleotides long. RefSeq lists its product as uncharacterized. The record is from RefSeq and is a predicted model, not a curated record. Gene Ontology annotation, biological process: proteolysis. The transcript has 4 exons. Gene Ontology annotation, molecular function: metallodipeptidase activity. NCBI's taxonomy places the organism in Eukaryota, Fungi, Ascomycota, Eurotiomycetes, Chaetothyriales, Herpotrichiellaceae. Bases 149 to 1543 code for a protein of 464 amino acids.